AUGGUGUGGGAGGCCACGCUGCUCAGCUCUGACCCGGAAACACAAGUGGGGCUCACGGAGCGGGCAGAGGCAGCCGCCAGGGCCAAAGGUUUCCCGGCUGCCCGAAUAACAGUGGACUCUCGUACGCUGAACUUCAGCUCCAUUUAUAUGGUUUUCAUCAUUAUCAUAAUCACCACAACCACCCCCAGCAUCAUCAUCGUCGUCAUCACAACGCAGACGGACACUGUACCAAAGCAUCGCAAGCAGGAGUCGCUGCACCGCCCUUGGACCCCCUCGCAUCUGCGGGGUGACACAGGCUUCGGACACCUCCUGGCUAAAUACCUGGCCAGGGAUGGUUUUCUAGUCUUCGCCGGCUGCCUCGACGCUAAAGGCGAAGGCGCCCUGUCGCUCAAGAAGCAGUCGAACGUCAAGGUGCUACAGAUGGACGUCACGAAAGACGUCGAAAUCGACGGGGCGCACCGCGUGAUCAAAGAGGAGCUCGGAACUCGCAAGCUCUGGGCUGUGGUGUGCAACGCGGCCAUAAUGAACAGCGGCCUCGUCGAAUGGUUGACGAUGGCAAGCAUCACUCGCAUCUUUGACGUCAAUGUCUUCGGCGUGGUGAGGGUGGUGAAGAGGUUCCUACCCAUGCUCAAGGAGACCCACGGACGGGCAGUCAUCGUCACCAGCAAUCUUUCUCACUUCACACUGCCGUUUACUACGCCAUACGCGAUGAAACACGCGGUUCAGUCCUUGGUCGACGGUUUAAGAAGAGAGUGCCAUGGCAAGGGAGUCGACGUCGUAGCUGUUGAGCCCCUGACAUACAGGUCUAAAGUUACUGACGCCGUAGGCUGCCUCGCUGCCGUGGAGAAGGAAUUCAAGAGUCAGCCCGCCGAAGUUACGGCCGGCUUCAACGCCCAAGAACUGCACGACUGGACGCGCUCAGUCAAAGCGCUCUACGACUGGAGGAUCAAGGACGACAUCGAAGACCUGGUCGACCAAAUGGUCCUGGCCGUCAGGGAGACAGAUCCCAAGACUCGAUACCGGACAAUGGCCGUCUUCGACUACGCUUGGGUCACGUGCCUCAGGAUCCGGCCGGCCGAGGCGGUUGACAUUAUUUUACUAUGGUCGAGACGGCUGGCGCUGUGGAGGAAGAAGUGAGCGGGGAACAUUUCAUAUCUGCUCUAGCAGAUAUCACAGGAUGUCAUCUCUUGGUGGUGCUUGCGUCGGCAUGUUGAAUGGUCCUGGCGAACUGAGCGUU
Molecule: messenger RNA, 1237 nt
Organism: Rhipicephalus sanguineus (brown dog tick)
Lineage: Eukaryota; Metazoa; Arthropoda; Arachnida; Ixodida; Ixodidae
Product: retinol dehydrogenase 7-like
Exons: 7
Coding region: 1-1137 (378 amino acids)
Source: RefSeq, a predicted model, not a curated record